UGCGGACGUGAUGUUGUUGGUUCCUGUUUGUGUGAAGAAGCAGAAAAACAAUGAGCGACUUCAGACGCCAUGGAAGCCAAAGCAGUGGUUCGCUGUGCGCUGCAGAUCGAGAAACUGACCUCGGAGAGAAGCUUCGGGAACAUCUGGAUCCUCCUCGGUGACCUCGAGGAGUCGCAGGUCACGGCCGAGCAGCUGGAGGUCACGGACAUCGUCAGGGUUCUCUACAGGCUGCUGAGGACCUGCUCGGACGAGGGCGUGAGGAGGAAGGUCAAGAGCCUGUUGUCCAAGUGGAAGAGGCAAUACAGCAAAGUGAGAUGCAGAGGGGCGAGCGAGGAGGAGGGAGGGGGGUCCGGGCAGGAGGAGGAGCCCCCCGGUGGUUCAGCACAGGCAGGUGAUGGCGUUGGGAGAGUGAAGGUUGAGGCAGAGCGAGAAGCAUCAUCCACAGUGGAGCAACACGACCUCCAGACUCUCACUUCCUCUGUGUCAUCAUCAGUGAGAGAUAAGUGUGCUCAGCUGCUCCUCGCCGCCCUCCCCCCCGAGCCUCCGGACCAGGACCGGGCCGCACGGCUCGCCGGGGACAUCGAGCGCCACGUCCACGAGCUCCACAGCCACAGCGAGGUCAAGUACAAAACCUGCGUGAGGAGCAAGGUCGCCAACCUGAGGAAUCCCAAGAACGACCACCUGCCCCGGGGCCUCCUGAGCGGCGUCCUGACGCCCGAGGCCUUCGCCCGCAUGUCGGCGAGGGAGAUGGCGAGCGAGGAUCUGCGGCGGCUCAGGGAGGAGUACUCGUCCCGGGGCGUGAGCGAGAGGCAGCUUCCUCAGGUGUUAGAGGGGACGCCGACGCGGAGGAUUCGCUGUAAAAAGUGCGGAGGGACGGACUGUAGCGUGACGCAGGUGUCCAGGGGCGCCCUGUUCCUGCCGGCGUGGGUGAGGCGUGGCGGCGCCGACGAGGAUGCGAUGACCUUUGUGACCUGCAGGGCGUGCGGGCAGCAGUGGUACCACAGCGGCUGGGUCUGUCUCUGAAUCCAAGUCAGGAUGAUUGGAUCCACGAAGGAGGCGGAGUUUUCCUCUCCCGAUGUUUGUUAGUACGAUUACACAAAAACUACUGAACUGAUGAAUCGUAAUCUUGCUUAAAACAAGUAUUUUCUCAGCGGCAGAAACGGUGAAAACCUUUAACUGGAGGCGUAAAAGCCAAACUUUCAAACUGAAACCACAACUUUUCACGAGGCAGAUCAUCAUCAUCUUCUUCUUCUUCUCUCUGAAUCAUUUCCUGUCUCCUCCACUCGCUCUAAUUGUCCGUCAGCGUGUCUCUCAUUAACUUCCCCUGGCUUCCACAUUUCACCUUUCUCCCUCGCUAAUGCAAGCGUUCAUUGAUCUGCAGGAGAAAGAGCAGGAUCCUGUUGCACUGAUUUCUAAGCCCCUCUGAACUCUGGGUAAAUUCUUCUGCCGACAAUAUCCCAUUCAUUUGGAGCAAACUGGAUUGUGCGGAUGAGCCAUGUGACCUUAGAGAAGGAGCAUGUGAGUCAGUAAUCUGCCCCUCUGAGCCUGGGCCUCGGGGGGGCUGGAUACCCGUGGUCCCGCUGUGUGGGGGGGCAGCCGACGUGGCGCUGAGACUCGCCGACACGUCAGCGUGACAUCA
Messenger RNA from Limanda limanda (common dab), 1639 nucleotides. Its product is annotated as transcription elongation factor A N-terminal and central domain-containing protein. Gene Ontology annotation, cellular component: nucleus. The record is from RefSeq and is a predicted model, not a curated record. The transcript has 2 exons. The coding region runs from base 70 to 1023 and encodes 317 amino acids. Gene Ontology annotation, biological process: DNA-templated transcription. NCBI's taxonomy places the organism in Eukaryota, Metazoa, Chordata, Actinopteri, Pleuronectiformes, Pleuronectidae.